Prinia subflava (tawny-flanked prinia) is the source of this 3958-nucleotide messenger RNA. It is a transcript of the gene DNAJC15, whose product is annotated as DnaJ heat shock protein family (Hsp40) member C15. Gene Ontology annotation, molecular function: ATPase activator activity. The record is from RefSeq and is a predicted model, not a curated record. Bases 55 to 501 code for a protein of 148 amino acids. Gene Ontology annotation, cellular component: PAM complex, Tim23 associated import motor. NCBI's taxonomy places the organism in Eukaryota, Metazoa, Chordata, Aves, Passeriformes, Cisticolidae. Gene Ontology annotation, biological process: protein import into mitochondrial matrix. The transcript has 6 exons.
CGCGUUGUUUGUCCCUCCGGCCGAGCCGUAGUGUUCGCUCCUCCUCGCGCAAGCAUGGAGGGCGCUGCGGCCUCCGCCGAGGGUCUGCGCUACGCCGAGUACGCCCGGGCCCCUACGGGCGCCGGCAAGGGCCAAGCCGAGCUGGACCGGGGGCUGGCCAGGACUAUGAUAGCACUUGGACUUGGCAUUGCAACUGUUGCAUUUGCAGGUCGUUAUGCUUUCCACGUUUGGAAACCAUUGGAGCAGGCAAUUACAGAGGCAGCAAAGAGGAUUUCAACUUCCAGUCUUUCAUCAUACUAUAAAGGAGGAUUUGAACAGAAAAUGAGUAGGCGAGAAGCAAGUCUUAUUUUAGGUGUAAGUCCAUCUGCUGGCAAGGACAAAAUCAGAACAGCGCAUAGGAAAAUCAUGAUUUUGAAUCAUCCUGAUAAAGGUGGAUCACCUUACUUAGCAACAAAAAUAAAUGAAGCAAAAGACUUGCUGGAAUCCAGUGCCAAAAACUGAAACCGAAGCCUUGAGUCAUAGGAGACUCAGCAGAUGCAUUGUGCAAUAACUUUCAUGUCUGCUUGCUCUGCAGUUUCUUAACAUUGAUCAUAUUUAUUGUCAUAAAUAAAGUGUUAAGAUUAUUUAAAAGCAAACUGAAAUCUUUUACAGUUAUGUAAAGUUCUGUACAGUUAAACUCCUGCAAGGAACAGGGAGUUCAAAGUUGGAAUGAUGAUUGUUACUUUGUUAGUAAAGAAACAACCCUAUCUUUGGGAUCACCAUAAACUCUGUGACAGUGCAUUGAGUCACAGGAAAUAUGAUAGACCCCAUUACCAAGUGUUCAGCACCACCUUAAACUUGAAUCUGUUCAUUUGUGAAGUAGUAGGGUUUGUUCAUGGGUGCAGUUUGAGAGCUGCAACUCAGGACAAAAAAUGACUGAUGGGACUACAGAUUGCAGCUUCCUCUGCUAGGUGUGUUUAUGGAGCUUGGAGCUAUGAAGGAGAAUUCUUGGGUUUGGUUGCUUCUUUUACAUAUUAAAGGAUCUCUGAAAUUGUCAAGUAAUUAUUUAGACAUGCUUUUUCUUCAAGCCACAGAAUAUGCUUAAUCUCUAGCAGGUAGACAUGGGGUUUUCACGGCAGUGGGAUUGAAGAAGGUAGCUCCAUGUGGUAUGGUUUAGGUGGAUUUUCCAGGCUGCUCCUUGACUAGGUUAACCCAGUCAUGUGAGCCUGGUGUAGGACUGAUACAGCAGUGAACCAACAGGAGAGUACCUGCUUUGCACAUGGAUCCAGGAGCACUUCCUGGGUUAGUUCUCUAGUAAUGCUCACAUUUCUGCAUUAUGCUUCACAUCCCAGAGCAUACAUACCUCCUGCCUGAUGUUGCGUCCUAGCAAUCUAGUGCUGGCUUUGGGGAAUCCUGGAGUCAUGGAUCUCAGACUUCAGAGAGAGCAAGUUUUAAUUGACAGCUCAGGGUAGGUGCUAUUUGGAGCACUUGGCUGCUGCAGAUUACUACCAGUGGGUUGUCUGCAGUUGAAUUAAAUCUCCUAGGCCAGACGGUCUAAUGCAUUCAGUGCAAGACUGAAAAACUUCUAGUGUCCUUUCAAACUCUAUCAUUAGAGGUACAACAAACAGCUUACUGAAGUGCUACAAAUACAAAAUUUAGAUACUCCAUUUUCUAAGUUAUUUAGCCAGAGGUAAGUGGCUAAGAGUAGUUAAUAUGAGGUUGGAUGCUUUAAUUAUUUAUUCACCAGAACAUGCAUUUGUAGUUCAUCCAUUGGUGGAUGUUCAGAUUACAUGGAUUUUUCCUUGAAAGGAAGAAAAAGUAUGAAUAUUUUUUAUCAGAUUCCUCACACUUUGUCACAGUUCCCUUACUUUCAUUAAAGGGAAAUGAAAAAUUUUAAGUUGACCCUAAAAGAAAAUGCUAAUUCUAAGUACUUUAGAGACUUUAUUGCAAUUAGUGUGGCAUUACAUAUGGCACAAUUUCACUGGAUAAAGCAAAAAAGACCGCCAGGAGAAACCUGUCUGGGAAUAGCAUACACUAUACAAGUACAAUUGCAUCAUAUAACUUGUGCUGUAAUACAAGAAUCUUGAAUGAAAAUAGUUUAUUCCUAUGCAAGAACCUUUAACUGGUUCUUGUUAAAGAACAAGAACCUUUAAUUGGUUCUUGUUAAAGGAGUAGCCAUCAAUUAAUGCACAUUUAGGGUUAGUCAUUCUUUUCACUAGUAUAUUGGUGUGUAUUGGCAAAAAAUAGAACCAUGAGUUUUCAUUUGAGGAGGAGACAAGUGAAAUGGUGAUGUUCCUAAUUUUCUGAAGUGGAAUCUGUAAGUGAUAUGAAUCAUUGUGCAAAAUCACAAAUUAUGUGAAUGGUAGGUGGUAAAAACAUUCUGCUUAAUGAUUUUGAGCUGACUAGCUGUUUUCAUAUUGCUGCCUUGUUUUCCUAAGUAAAAUGAGUUGCAGAGAGCUGUUCUAAAGUAUCAGUUAAAUACACUAAAGAUGGCUUCUUGCUCUCUUCUUAAAAAUGAACUUUCUAUGCCUUUUUUAAGAAGCAGAGGGUUUGUUUUUUCUGGAGGUUCUAUUGUUGAUAAUUUCCUUCCUGAUAUAAUUGUUUAUAUCUGAUUAUUUUGGACGAAACUUUUUUCUGCCUUUUAGUUAUAAGAGAGAUUGUCCUUAACAAAAGAAAUAAAACUGAGUUCCAGUUCUGCUUUCUCCGUUUUUUUUCAGAGCAGACUAUUGACUAGUUAACAAAUUUGAUAAAUUAAAAAAUUCAGCAAAUUAAGUGGCUUGUCCUAUCUCUGGAAAAUGCUGUAAAAUGAAUGAAGCUAAUGAGGAGCAGUUGUGAAAGCAUCACACAUACAAUAGCAUUUUUUUUGUCUGUUUACUUGCACAGUUGCUUUACCUACUAAGUGAUGUUUAGAAGGAUGAAUAUAGGACAGGGAAAGGCAAAUCAUGGAAGUGCUGCUCGAUUUGUUGUUGCUGAUAGUCAACAUGGCAGGCUGAGGAAUGUCUUUGGAGACUGCCUUGUAAAACAGUACCUGGAUUGAUGCUCAACUGGGCUAGGAGGAACAGGAUGCUACUAUUUUUAAAAACAUAGCCUAGUAAUUUAAUCUUAAAAAUAUUCAGCCUCUUGAGACUUACUUUCUUUACUUGUCAGAUGGAUAAGUGUUUUUUGUGUAAGAAAAGUGCAUAGAGGUUGAUUUAUUCUGGUGCAAUUUCUGUCCGUCUGUGGUACAAGGAGACUCAUUUUUCAUAUGUUGCUUUACUGUUUAGAAAAUGUUCAUCUGUAACUUCUUAGCUUGGAAUUCCCAGGUGUUUUUCUGCUUCGAUGAUAACCAGUCCUGUGGUGGUGUGGAUGGUUGGACUUUCCCCAUUUCAGUAUGUUAAACCUCAGUUGGACUCCACAAAGAAAGUUGGGACAGUGUAAGCAGAAACAAGCAGGUGCUGUGAAGGACUGUGACAAGGAAAAGAAGGACAGACGAGGGAGAGGAUUUAAAGAGAGAGACUUAAGGAAGAAGGAGAGGGUGCUGAAAGAAGGAUAUAGGAAAGAGGGUUUUGAGGCAGAGAGAAGUUGAAAGAUAUAUGGGUGGUUUACCAAGUAGGAAGGAUUUAGAUAUGUGGAAAAGAUGAAAGGCUGGUGGGUCCUAUAUUGUAUGUUCUGUACAAUGCUGUAUGUUCUGUACACCCCCCCCCCUUUAUUGAAAUUCAUAAGUUCCCCUUGGUCACAUGUUACCUUUUCCCCUCUUCCCGCCACUGUGUUAUCCCUCCCCUAUCCCCUAACUGGUUCAAGGCUUGCAACCCUUCCCCUUAUCUCCCAAGUGUCAAGGUUCCAUUGGUUGCCGCAAAGAGGGACUCCCAUUUCUCCUCCCCUACCCCGAAAGCAUAUAAGCUGGUGCAUUUCUUUGUUCGGGAUCCAGUUCCAGUUCAGCCUGGUUCCACUUCGGUCUGGACAGUGCUAUGUUGGAUUAAAGUUGUGGUUCCUCUGUCUG